Molecule: messenger RNA, 2867 nt
Organism: Sorghum bicolor (sorghum)
Lineage: Eukaryota; Viridiplantae; Streptophyta; Magnoliopsida; Poales; Poaceae
Product: sphingoid long-chain bases kinase 1
Exons: 9
Coding region: 397-2652 (751 amino acids)
Biological process (GO): sphingosine biosynthetic process
Cellular component (GO): intracellular membrane-bounded organelle; cytoplasm; membrane
Molecular function (GO): kinase activity
Source: RefSeq, a predicted model, not a curated record
GGUUCCGGCAACCCCUGGCCUUCGGUUCCGGUCCUUCCUCCCACCCCCGUGUCCCGUCCCACCGCACCGGCCUCGGCCUCGGCCUCCCCCUCCCUUUCUCGCGGUCGCGGCACCCCACAGCUAUCACCCGACCUCCCACCGCCGCCACCACCGCCGCCGCGGGCCUGCUUCGGAUCCAGAAAUCCAGAAGGACGCCCGCUCGAUCCGCCGCAGGGCGGCGCGCCCGCCAGGCUCCAUCCCCGGAUCCGAUCGCCCGCUGGGUGGGUGGAAUAUCGUUGUCUUAAUUAUACUGACCUUAUCGUAUGGCAUUGGAGCCGUGAUGCCUCAUCCAUCUCUGAAGCUGUAUAGAAUUCAUUGCUUGGAUCAAUGUUCUGAAGUGCUGUCUAACAGUCAGAAAUGGACGGAACCGAGCUUGAAAAUCCUACUUCUAGGAGCUCAUCCCAGAAAUCUAGCCGACGUUCUAGUAGUAGGCGUUCUCAGAAGUCAGCUGGACAGCAUUCUUUGACCAGUACUCAAGAGAAAAGAAGCAAAUCAAAAUCUUCAAGGCAGAAGCACUUGGUUAUUGAUGACAAAGAGACUAAAAAGGGAAAAAACCAUGCCCACAAAAUUGAUGUAGCAGAUGAGAGGUCCAAUUUUGUAGGUUAUGAAGUGUAUGCUGGAAAGCUGAUUUUUGAUAAGAAAAAUAGAAGUGCAAGUGAUAAUAAUGAGUUACCAUCAAACAGAAAAGCUGAUGCAAUUGAUGCUAGACUCACAAGUAAAGCUCUGAUCUGGGGCAGCUCUGUGCUCCUCCUGGAGGAUGUCGUCUCUGUAUCAUAUAAUUCGGGAGUCAAACAUUUUACAUUGCAUGCAUACCCAACUAAAAAGUCUUUAUUUGGAAAGACACGCAGAGUUCAGAAAGACUUCUGCUUUAUAGCCUCUACCCUUGACGAGGCCAUUUUGUGGGUGACAUGCUUUGCCGAACAAAGUAUAUAUGUUAAUUUACUACCUCGCCCUGCAGCAUCUAGUAUCAAUCCAGACUCAGACAAUCCCCUCAGUGAGUCUUUAUUCGACCAGCCACCGAUUAAAUGCAAAUCUCCGCAAAGAGUACUUGUUAUAUUGAACCCUCGAUCUGGACAUGGUAGAUCAAGUAAAGUUUUCCAUGAGAAAGCUGAACCUAUAUUUAAGCUUGCAGGUUUUCAGAUGGAAGUAGUUAAAACUACUCAUGCUGGGCAUGCAAAAUCUCUUGUAUCUACAUUUGAUUUCAGUGUAUGCCCUGAUGGAAUUGUGUGUGUGGGUGGUGAUGGAAUUGUGAAUGAGGUGCUCAAUGGUCUUCUCAUUAGAAGUGAUAGAGCAGAAGCUGUAUCAAUUCCAGUAGGAAUAAUUCCUGCAGGGUCUGACAACUCACUUGUCUGGACUGUUUUGGGAGUUAGAGAUCCUAUUUCUGCAUCAUUAUUAAUUGUUAAGGGUGGCUUCACAGCUCUAGACAUCUUGGCUGUUGAGUGGAUUCAAUCUGGGCAAAUACAUUUUGGCUCAACUGUUUCAUACUAUGGUUUUCUUAGUGAUGUCCUGGAACUUUCUGAGAAAUAUCAGAAGAAAUUUGGUCCUCUUCGAUAUUUUGUGGCUGGAAUACUGAAAUUUUUGUGUUUGCCUAGCUACUUCUAUGAACUAGAAUAUCUUCCUGUGUCAAAGGAGAUGGCUGUGAAUGGAAAAGGUACAGAUCAAGACAAGACCCACUUGUCCAAUGUCUAUACUGAUGUAAUGCACAGUAGAUCAAAGAGAGAAGGAAUACCAAGAGCCUCCAGUUUGUCCAGUAUUGAUUCUAUUAUGACUCCGAGUCGGAUGUCACUUGGGGAUGUUGAUACAUCAGGUAGUACAGUGGCAAGCACUGAACCAUCAGACUAUGUACGUGGUCUCGAUCCGAAAGCAAAACGCUUAUCUCUGGGAAGAAGUAACAUUGUUUCAGAACCUGAAGCAGUGCUACACCCUCAGCCACAUCAUGGAUCAUUCUGGCCAAGAACCAGGUCGAAAGCAAGGGCCGAGAGAAAUUCAGUUGGUGUAACGUCUAGUAAUGACACACAGUUGUCUUGGGCAACCCCAGCAAUGCAUGAUAAGGAAGACAUUUCCUCAACAAUAUCAGAUCCAGGACCUAUUUGGGAUUGUGAACCAAAGUGGGACACAGGACCAAAAUGGGAUAGUGAGCUAACUUGGGAGCCUGACCACCCCAUUGAACUUCCUGGACCACAAGAGGACAUGGAAAUGGGAACACCAAUGGAACUUGUGCCAAAUUUGGAUGAGAAAUGGGUAAUUAGGAAAGGGCACUUUCUUGGUGUCCUAGUAUGCAACCAUUCAUGCAAGACAGUGCAAAGUCUGAGUUCACAAGUUAUUGCACCUAAGGCCACCCAUGAUGACAACAGCUUGGACUUACUCUUAGUUGGUGGAAAAGGAAGAUGGAAAUUGCUGAGAUUUUUCAUACUUCUGCAAUUCGGUCGCCAUCUCUCUUUGCCUUACGUCGAAUAUGUGAAGGUGAAGUCAGUUAAGCUUAAACCUGGAGCAAACACUCACAAUGGCUGUGGCAUAGAUGGUGAGCUUUGCCGUGUCAAGGGACAAGUACUCUGCUCCCUGGUUCCGGAGCAAUGCAGACUGAUUGGCCGACAAUGGAGACAAUCUAUUUAAGCGCUGUAUUGUUGAAUUUCAUGGGUCUUCGGUUCUUUCCACUUCUAACAACUAAUGUUUAUACAGUGAUACUUUCUGAUGUGAUUAAGCGUGGGUUGACGUUGCAGAUCUUGAGAGUUUGAACUGGACAGACAAUGUUGUGAGGUUUCUGUAUAUUUGAGUGGUUAUAGGAUGAUAUGUUGAUUCUGUUUAUUGAUGUUGCGUUUGCUUAUAUA